AGCCCUGAGGGCGGAUCAGCGAAAACAAAACCCAACAAUGGCUGCGGCGGUGGCGGCGGUGUCUAUCCAAAGCGCUAGCCCCGCUAGAGAGCUCACCCUGUCGGCUCAACAAGCAGCCAUCCAGGCUACCGGUGACAGGAUUAAGAAGGAAGAAGAGGGAACAGAAGCGGAGAAGCAGAGUCGUGUGGCGGUUUUACUAGAGCGCCUCCAUGCCAAACACAGCGCCUCUCGUCCAUGGCAGGAGACCAGCAAGGUGGUCCGACAGGCUAUGGAGAAGCGUGGGGCGAUGCACGCAGCUGGACACCAGCUCCUCCUCACCUGCCUGGAGACCCUCCAGAGAGCCCUGAAAGUGUCUUCUCUGGCCUCUAUGACGGAUCGUCUGGAGUCCAUUGCGCGCCAGAACAUGCUGGGCUCCCACCUCUCCCCGUCGGGCACGGAGUGCUACAUCACCUCGGACAUGUUCUACGUGGAGGUGCAGCUGGAGCCGGCCGGGCAGCUGGUGGACGUCAAGGUGGCGCACCACGGGGAGAACCCAGCGAGCUGUCCAGAGCUGAUUCAGCACCUGAGGGAGAAGAACUUUGAAGAGUUCUCCAAGCAUCUCAAGGGCCUGGUCAACCUCUACAAGGUCCCUGGAGACAAUAAGCUGAAAACGAAGAUGUACCUCGCACUCCAGUCGCUGGAGCUCGACCUCACCAAGAUGAUGCACAUGUUCAGGUUAGCCACCAACGCUAACACGGUGGAGACCAUUCUCCACGGCAGUGUGGGCCUGCUGACGGGCCGGAGCGGCGGCCGCCUGGUGUCCCUCCAGUGCUACGUGUCUCCGUACGACGUGUUUGAGGAGGGCACCGGGACCCAGCUCAACCUGACCGACACCAACGUUCCCAGGAGCCUGGGCGUGAGUGUGUACGUCACCGUGGAGGGAACCUCGUCCAUCUACAAGCUGCCCAUCGCCCCACUCAUCACCGGCUCCCACCCAGUGGACAACAAAGGGACACCCUCCUUCUCCUCGGUCACCAACUCCAACUGCGUGGAUCUCCCCGUGUGUUUCUUCCUGAAGUUGAACCAACCAAUGGCCUUCUCCCUCUCCUUCAUCCAGCGCAUGGGGGCUGCAACGGGGAUCCCAGUGUUCGACAGCCCCCCAGCCCUCUCCCCUCUGUACCAGCUGAUCGUCCACAGCCAAUUACAGCGCUUGGACGAAGGUGGACCGCCCCCUAAGCCCUCGCACAACAUGCACUUCUACUCUUGUCUUCCAGACCAGCAGCACUGCUACUUCCUGAACGGCGACGCCCCCGUGCAGGACGGGCGCUCCCUGCAGGGGGCGCUGGUCAGCAAGAUCCCCUUCCGCCACCCGGCGCAGGUCCCGGCCAUCCUGGACAUCAUCCGUCACCAGGCCGCCUACAACACGCUGGUGGGCAGCUGCGUCAAGCGCACCUCCGUCAAGGAAGACGCAGCGGGGCUCCUGCAGUUUGAGGUGUGCCCCCUCACUGACUCCAGCUUCAGCGUCUCCUUCCAGCACCCGGUCAAUGAAUCCCUUGUGUGUGUGGUGAUGGAGGUGAUUGACUCUAAACAGGUGGCCUGCAAGCUGUUCAAGGGAAUGUCGGACGCCCUGAUCUGCACCGAUGAUUUCAUCACCAAAGUGGUCCAGAGGUGCAUGUCCAUCCCUGUGACCAUGAGGGCCAUCCGCAGGAAGGCGGAGACCAUCCAGGCCGACACGCCGGCCCUGUCCCUCAUCGCCAAGACGGUGGAGAUCAUGGUGAAGAACAACCUGCCGCCCUCCGGGAGCCCCUCCUACAACAUGGCGGGCGACGGGGCCAACCCCAUGGGCCUGCCCGGGCUCGCCGGGGGCAACACGCCCACGGGCGCCGGACCCCCCGGGGGCCCCAACUUUGCGGGCCCCAUCAGCACUCUGUUCGGGAUGAAUCGCGGGCCGGCCCAAGCUGGGGGGGAGUGCCUGGGGCAAGCCGGGGCAUCCGUCCAGCAGCAGCAACAACAACAACAACAACAGCAGCAGUUACAGCAAGGACAGCAAGGACAAGGUCACGUGGACGACUACAACAAGGUCACCCAGAACCCCAUCCUGACCAGCCUCCUGCAGAUCACCGGGAGCGUGGGCUCCAGCCCCAGCUCCCAGAACGCCCCCACGCAGCCCCACCAGACGCCGCCCCCCACCUCCUCCCCGGCCAGCAACACCAAGAACCACCCCAUGCUGAUGAACCUGUUGAAGGACAACCCCACCCAGGACUUUGCCGCGCUGUACGGCUCCAGCCCUCUGGAGCGGCAGAACUCCUCGUCCGGUUCCCCCCGGAUGGACGGCAUGGGCGGAGCCUGCCCCGGGAGCGGCAGCAAAGGGAAGAAGAAGCGCCCGCGGGGGACGGAGAAGGGCGGGCCGAUGCCCGGCACUCCUGGCGGCGGGGUCGGCCCCGGCGGCGGCGGCCUUGGCGGGAUGGGGAUGAAGGGCCAGGGGCCGAGCUCCAUGCAGCAGCACCACCACCAGCACCAGGCCACGCACGAGGACGACUUCCACCGCGAGCUCUUCUCCAUGGACGUGGACGCCUCGCAGAACCCCAUCUUCGACGUCAACCUGCCCGGCGACGGCCUGGACACGCCCCACAGCAUCACCCCGGCGCCCAGCCAAUGCGGGACCCCGCCCUCGGGCCCGGUGGUGCCCUACCACGCCCAGCCCCACGUCCAAUCGCAGCAGCAGCAGCAGCAGCAGCUGCAGCCCGCCAUGCCCCCCCGCAUGGUCCGCCUGUCCAGCUCGGACAGCAUCGGCCCGGACAUCACGGAGAUCCUGUCGGACCUGCCCGAGCAGACGGGUAAGGGCGGCGGCGGCGGCGGCCCGGGCCAGCACCACAUGGGCAGCGGGGGGGAGGACGGCGGGCCCCUGGACACGCCCAUCCGGGACUCUUCGAGCUCGGGCCAGGGCAGCGCCGUCUUCGACUCGGCGGACAUCUUCAACACCAACAGCAACGAGAUCCCCUUCACGGACGCGGCGGACCUCAUCGCGGACGCCACCGCCACGGCCGACACGCCCACCAGCGGCGACUCCAACUUCUUCCCCGACGCCGCCGACUUCAACCCGGACCUGCUGACGUCCGGCCACGGCUUCUCCCAGCGGUACUUCGACGACAGCUCGCCGAGCGCCGACGGGGACCUGGACCUGGUCAAAGGCUUCGGGGGGAGCAGCCAGCAGAACACUCCGUCCGGGACCCCCCAGAACCCCGCGCCGCACGACCAGAGCACCCCGGAGCCCUCCAUGAAGGACCCGUUCGACAUCGGCUUGGUCUUCGGGGGGGGGAACAGCGGCGGGGGGAAGCCCCUCCUGGUGCAAGCGCCCGAUUUGGGGGACGCCCACUCCGCCCACGGGGGCGUUGGAGGCAGCCAGAGCCCACUCAUGAUGGCGCUGCCGGGAGCGGGAGGCGACUUCAAGAACGCAGACGCUAAAGUGAAACAACAACAGCAGCAGCAGCAGCUGCAACAGGGACUCAUGAGACCCAAGGAGGAGGGCGGAGGAGGAGGAGGAGGAGGCGGCUCCUCUGGGAUGGGCAUGUGUGGCGGCGGCGGCAUGGGGGAAGGGAAACAGGUCAAGCGCAGUAGGACACCGUCCAGCGAGGGCAAGUCCAAAGAAAAGCUGCCCAAACGCAAGAAGCUGGACACCGACGGGAAGUCCCCAUCCCACAGCUCCGGGGGCCGGCCGUACACGCCCCCCAGCGGGGGGUCCGGCUCCGGGGGGAGCAUGGGCGGUGGCGGCGGCUCCAAGUCCCCCGGUAGCUCGGGGGGGCGCUCGCAGACCCCCCCCGGGGGCGCCACCCCGCCGAUCCCCAAGAUCACCAUUCAGAUCCCCAAAGGGACGCUCUCCGGGGGGAAGACCUCGUCCCACGGGGGGUACACCUCCAGUAGCUCCGCCUCCAGCAGCGCUGUGGGGAUGGGGGCGGGCAGCGGCGGCGGCAAAGGCCAUCACACCCACUCGUCCUCUUCCUCCGGCAAGAUCAAGACCAAGGAGGGAGCCAUGGCCCAGGGCAGCAGCUCCAAGCCCGGCGGGGGGGGGAUGGGGCCGGGGCAGUCCCAGUCCAAAGGGUCCUCUCAGGGUAUGGGGGUCAAGCCGGGGUCUUCCCCCAUCACCAAGCACGGGCUGACGGGACCGGGGGGCGGCGGGGGAGGGAUCGGCAGCAGUAACAAGAUGAAACCUCUAGGGGGCAAGCCCCCCGGGUCGCUGAUGAACCCCAACAUGAAGCCCAACAUCUCCCCCUCGCACUCCCGCUCCGGCAGCUCCGGGGAGAAGCUGUCCUCUCCCAUGAAGAUGCAGCAGUCCGGGGUCCCCGGGACCCCGCCCUCCUCCAAGGCCAAGUCGCCGAUGGGCUCCGGGGGGGGCGGCAGCUCGGGGGGGUCCAAAUCAUCCUCCGGGGGCGGGAUGGGGUCCCAGAAGCCGAUGGGAGGGGGCUCGUCCUCCGGCAACAUGUCCUCCUCCUCCUCGUCCGGCUCCUCCUCCGGCUCCAUGGCCUUCUCCGGCGGGUCGCAGUCCCAGUACGGGGGAGGAGGGGGUGGAUCAGGGGGAGGAGGGGGAGGGCAAGGGGGAGGUGGGGGGAAUAGCGGCGGAGGAGGUGGUGGAGGAGGAGGAGGGAGUGGGGGAGGUGGUGGCGGUGGGGGAGGCAGCAGCGGUGGAGGGGGAAACCAGAACAAUGCAAACAACCCAAACGCCAAAGGGAAGUCCCCCAGCCGCAACAAGAAGCCGUCCCUAACGGCGGUCAUCGACAAGCUGAAGAGCGUGGGGGGCGGCGGGGUCGGGGAGGACGGCUGCGAGGUGGGGCCCCCGACAGGCGGCCCCGCGGGAGCGGCACCGGGACCGGGUCCGGGGAACGUGCCCAACAGUGCACCCCCGAACAUGGGCCCUUCGAAGCACCCCAUGUCCUCCCAAGGGGGCGACUACAAGCGGGAGAAGUCCGAGAAGGAGGCAAAAGCCAAGGUUUCGGUUCCGGGCCCCGGUGGGGAUAAAAAGCUGAUGGACACCAAGUCGGCCGGGGGUGUCCCCGGAGCUGGCCUGGCCAAGAUCAUCAUCAGCAAGACGGACGGCGUCUCUCCAAGCAUCAAGGCCAAGGUGAGCCUCCAGAAGGCCGGCGAGGGCGGCGGCGGCGGCAUCGGCGAGUCCAUGCGCCCGCAGAUCUCCAGCCUCAAGGCCUCGCCCCUCUUCAGCGGCUCCACCCCGAGCAACAGCCGCUCGCCGGGAUACACGCCGCUCAACCACGACAGCGAGAGCGAGUCGGGCAGCAGCUCGGUGGCGGAGAAGUCCCACCAGAACAGCCCCAGCUCGGACGACGACCAGAGCAUGCGGCCGCACGCCCCGCAGGACUUCAUGGGCUCCAUGCCGCUGAGCUCCGGCGAGAAGCACAAGAAGCACAAGAAGGAGAAGAAGAGGCAGAAGGAGAGGGAGCGCGAGCGGGAGCGCGAGAGGGACCGCGAGAGGGACCGCGAGAAGGAGAAGAAGAAGUCCUCCAUGUCGAUGGGGCCCUCCGCGCACCCCAUGAAGCCCGACAGCUGGUCCCGCUCGCCCAUCUCGGCCUCGGACUCGUCCAUCUCCAUGAUGGGCCCCGAGAGGCCCCCCAGGCCCAGUCCCGUGUACAUACGAAACGAGGACGACGACCUCAUGGACUCUGCCCUCACCGGCAACCUUUAACCUUUUAACCCUCUCAUUUGACUUUUUAAAAAGUGUUGUUUGUUCUUUCCCAGCGCAUGCCAUUCUACAGAGAAAUCAAAGUAUCUAUUUACUGAGUUGCCACUGAGUUAAUAGUAGGAACCGGUUUAUUCCAAGAGUCCCUCUAUGCAAGAUGAAAUUUGCGGAGUGUCUGGAUUUGGGGGUGGUAAGCCCCUCCACUUAGCUGACUAAAUCCAAAGGGGCGUGGUUUAACGUGAAGCUCCACUCACCAUAGCAACGCCCUCCCAAGUUGCAUCGAGGGGAACUUGUAUUUUCCUGAAGUAUUAAACCCCACUGAUGCUCUAUUUUUAAAGGGUUAUUUUUACAACUGAUCUGUGCAUAGUAUGAAUGAGAGUUUAACUGCAAUGCAAAUUUUAAAUCCAAAAAGGUGGUGGUACAUCACCACCUUCCUGUCUUAAACCGCUCAACGAGGAUUCCCAGUUCCUCAAGUUUCAUUGGGGGAAAAGCUUCUUACAGUAUAUUUUUAAAAGGUUAAGAUCUAUCUCUUUGUUGUCUUCUGUGUUUAUUAUUUUUAUUAUGAUUCGUUGCAUUUGUAGUUCGAUGUUGUGGGCCCUUGUCAACCAUCACUUUUAAUGGAAGUGAGACAUUUUGUUUAAAAAAGAUGUUUGUUAUAUAAAAAAAAGUAUUCGAAAG
Molecule: messenger RNA, 6343 nt
Organism: Gadus morhua (Atlantic cod)
Lineage: Eukaryota; Metazoa; Chordata; Actinopteri; Gadiformes; Gadidae
Gene: med1
Product: mediator complex subunit 1
Exons: 16
Coding region: 38-5671 (1877 amino acids)
Biological process (GO): cellular response to thyroid hormone stimulus; regulation of transcription by RNA polymerase II
Cellular component (GO): mediator complex
Molecular function (GO): nuclear thyroid hormone receptor binding; nuclear retinoic acid receptor binding; transcription coregulator activity
Source: RefSeq, a predicted model, not a curated record